AUGAGGGAAACCUUGUAUGAAAUUCUUGCAUCAAAGACAAGUGGUAGAAGCAUAUCUUAUAAAGAUUGGGCUACUACAGUGAAGGAAGCCAAAGCGGGUCAGAAUUCUAGUAGUUUGCCGCCAAAUUUGAAGAACUACUUCGAGAAUGCUUUGAAAAAACCUACGAUGACUAACAUAUCCGGCAGAGAUCCCUCUGAGGCUCAUGCGCACCGGAGAUCUCAGAACGCAGGUAUGGAAAGGAGGACUAUUUUAAGUCACGUGAACAGAAACAAACCUCAUCCAAGGAUAUUCUUUCCGUUUCAAACUGGUGAUAGGCUUAAAACAUACAUGGUUUGGAUACCAAAAGACCAAACAUCAAGUUGUUCUCUUCCCCCAGUCCCUCAGAGACGCAUUGAGCGCACACCUCCCUCGAGAAAAUGUAAUUCAAGAAUGAACGGCAACUUUGGUCAACUCAUCGGACUCAAUCAGACCACUUACCAAGAAGAAGUUUCGCAGGCGCCUUUCCGGCACAGAAGUAUCAAUAUGGUGGAUCACUUUCCUGCAAACAACAGUAACAAAACUACUUUCCAUCGUAUGUAAGUCUGGUAAUAUCACUUUUUGGACGAAUCACAGGUCGCUAGCAGCAUGAACUUUACGAAGACAACAAUGAGGCGGAGGGAAAACACUGCUGGCAGUAUCGGUUCAGCAAGAUUUUUUUGUGUGUACCUGGAAUCAUACCUUUCAGUGCAAUUAUUUGUAACGAUACGCGUGACAUGUGUACAUUUUCUUAGAGAGC
Stylophora pistillata is the source of this 775-nucleotide messenger RNA. RefSeq lists its product as uncharacterized. The record is from RefSeq and is a predicted model, not a curated record. Lineage: Eukaryota; Metazoa; Cnidaria; Anthozoa; Scleractinia; Pocilloporidae.